CACUUACAUCACUUACAAAAUCUAUACACCACAAAAUCCAGAAUGCAGUUAGCCAAAUAUUCAAUAUUUUUGUUCGUUUUAUGCGGAACGCUGAUACCGGUAGAAAUAGUAGCCAGAUCACUGGAAAAGAAACAGCCGAGAGGAUCAGUCGCCAGAACUGUGGAGGGUGAAGCGCCGGCAGGGGAUGCUGCUGCCGCAGGUGCAAAACCGGAACACAUUAAGCGUGACGGAGGAGGAAUCCCUGAAAUGCCCAUGGACCUGCACAUGAUGCAUGCUCCAUGUGACAUGGACACCAGGGGUACACAGAGCUAUAUAUUCGCCUUUCCCAACCAUUGCAUAUGGGCGUUCAACAAUCGGUACAUGAGCGAAGGACAUUUCCGCAUCUACAAGACCUACCAGUUGGAAGGAUUUUUCUUUGGCCAGUAUUACGAACGACUUAAGCGUUACGAAUUCGAGCCACAUUCCUACGAUUACAAUAUGUAAUGCAAUGUGCUUAAAGUGCAGCGAUCAAAUUCUAACUAUUUCGACGGACUACCAAGACAUUUCCUUUAUAAUAUAAAUAUUAUUUGUAGC
Molecule: messenger RNA, 573 nt
Organism: Drosophila melanogaster (fruit fly)
Lineage: Eukaryota; Metazoa; Arthropoda; Insecta; Diptera; Drosophilidae
Exons: 2
Coding region: 43-483 (146 amino acids)
Source: RefSeq, marked reviewed